Pelobates cultripes (western spadefoot toad) is the source of this 21079-nucleotide messenger RNA. The record is from the annotation of a GenBank genome assembly. Lineage: Eukaryota; Metazoa; Chordata; Amphibia; Anura; Pelobatidae.
AUGGACCUGACGGACGGUGCUGUUAUACCAUGGACGGACGACGGUGCCAAGUAUACUAUGGACGAGUGGACGCAGGUGCUGUUAUAAUUAUGACUCCACCACGGUGCUAUACUAUGGACGGACGGACGGUGCUGUUAUACUAUGUUUUGCUGCUUUUGGGAGUAAAGAGAGAUGCAUAAUAUGAUCCUCAGUGUAUUGUCAAGGACUCUUAAGUGAUCUGCAUGGUUUAUCUAAUUGUAUGAGUUUCAGAGAAGCUUCUGUUCCCUUUAAGACACCUGCUUUGAAUAAUUUUGCAGACAGAAUCAGCCGGCAUACAGCGUGCACAAAUGCAGAAAGAGAUCUGGAGGAUUCAGGAUGUCAUGGAGGGUCUUAGUAAACACAAGCAGCAGAGGAGAGACAUUGAAGCAGGUAACGUGUGCCCCUUACUGGAACUGCUGGAUACUCCACUUUACUAGAUACCUGUAGAAAUUGCAUUUCCUGCAGCAUGUAUAAUACAAAUGCCACAGAAAGAAAUUAAAGAUGUUGGUGAUGAAAAUACUGCAGCUUAUAUGUAUACUGCACGCUGCGGGGAAGCACCUUACAUUCAGAAAAGGGCAUAAAAAUCAUCUGUACAUUAUGAUCGCAAAAUUGCUUAUGUUUUAAGAUAUUUUUGUGAGCGAGUAGGAGAACCCUUCCCCAAGCAUUUCUCCUUCACUGUCCCAUGCUCCCAAUAAGUGUCUCGUACUGUGCUGGAAAAAUUUAUGAAUAGACUGGCCGAUGUCACUUAAUUUUGACACCAAUGCUGUGGGAACGAAGCCAGCAUGUUGGCUUCAUCAGAAAGGAUUGUUGUGUUUUAAUAAGUGUCCACAAGCAGGGCAAUUGCUGUGCGGAGGAACGUGGACCGGAAGAUGAUUGAUGGACUAUUUUAGCACCCACAGACUCUCAAAGAAUAGAAGUUGUGGCACGCUGAGAAGGGGGUAAAUAAGUAUAUAACGUCUCCUAAAGCAAUAAGUAACACGAUAUCAAGUUAUGGUGCUUUAGGAACUGUUAGUCAGCAUUUAAUCUGCCAUGACAGGUUCGCUUUAAAACAGAAAAAAAAUUUACAUUUCACUACAAGAAGCCAUAUUUUUUACAUGCCUCAUGUUUCAAAUCCCCCUCUCAUUGUGCGGCAACUAAGUAUAUAUUUCCAUCCAGAAAGGUGCCCCAGCCCCCUGUGCUUCGUGAGUAUGUGUGUCAAGGCUGUUCAAUGGCCCCAUUUGGAUUGCUGGUACAGGUCGAUAAGUGUAUAUUACAAUUUGUAUGUCCGGUUGGACUGACAUACCUCUCUAUUUCCAUGAGCCAGAAACUGAAUGUGUUCCUCUCUGUUUAAUAUCUGACAGGUAACAGUGAUUCAGCAAUGUCUUCUUCAGGAAAGAGUCCUCAUGAGGUAAGAAACAUUUAGAAGGAUUCAUGUAUUGCACUAAAGGCCCUGCACAGAAGCUCUGCAUAAUCUUGUUUAAUGAGAUCCAUGCGUAGCGCAUGCCUAUUUGCUAAGGGGACGCGGAGAGCGCACAGUUUGUACGCUUUAUGUGAAUACGGUCCCUGUUCUACAACCUCCAGGAGAAGGAAAUAGCCCCGCCGCGUCCUCCACUGCCUCGCUCCUAUGACUUUUCAGAGCAGCCUCCCUCAGUUCCCCCCUUGCCCAGUGACGGCAGCUCCUUCUUGCUGUGUCAUAGCAGGGGCCCCGGGCACGUUCCUGAGGAGAAGACACCUCACCAUGUCCAAGUCUAUCACAGAAAUGGAUCCUAUAGUGUAAGGGGCUGAAGUGCCGCAAACUGCUUGUAACCCUGUCCAUCGCCAUCUCAUUGUCACCCUUGGCGUUAGUCUUAGUGCUUUAUUUGUAGUUUUUAUUAGUAUUUGUCUUUGGUUAUUUGUAUUGUUGCUUGUCAUUAUUAAUAGAGUGAAGAUGUACUAUUGAAUCAUCCAAUAAGUGUAUAAUGCAGAGCUUCUAGAGUGAGCGGACAUUAGCAAUUAGCCGUGUUUUCUGAUCUCCAUUGUUACAUAAGACACUCUCUCGCAUGAAUAAAUCCACAAACAUGCUCCCUCACAAUACUCACUCUUUGGGGUCUGUGGCUGGGGGCGGGGAAGGUGUAUGCUAUUCAUAGAUUUUGCAGCCUUUAAAUUAAAAUCUUACCAAUUAAACCAAAGGAACAUGCUUAACAUAGAAAUUCAUAAAAAUGUACAUUUUGCAAAGCUGUUUGGAUGGAUACUCUGGGCAGAACAGAGGCUGAGAUGGAAAGCACAUUGGGUGGGGUGGCCGAGGGUUAGAUUGAGAUGGGCUGGCCGAGGCUCGGAUAGGAAGCGGAUUGCGUGGGUUGACGGAGGAUCAUGGAUGGGAAGCGGAUUGGAUGGUUUGGACAGAUUGGCACAGCUUUAGACAGGAUGUGGAAUGGAUUAUUUGCCAUGGCUUUCUCUGUUCACAUUUCAUCACUUGUAUUUAUUGGGCUUUAAUGUGAGCUCCGUUGUCAUAACACCGUGAUUCACUCGUACUUUGUUUAUAAAUGUUCUUUCCUUUUUGAGGGGCCUGAUUACCGGUUGUAUAAAAGUGAGCCAGAACUUUCUACUGUGGCUGAAGUGGACGAGUCAAAUGGCGAUGAUCGCAUUGACAACUCUCUGGAUAUAGAAACUUCUGGAGCCAAAGGUUAGCUUCCAAAUCAUUUUUCUAUUUCUAAACAAUAUUAUCAUUUUAUAGGUGGUUUAUUUUACCUAGAAAAUUACAUAAGGUAGGGUGCUGGACUUUCUCUGUUUAAUAGCUAUAUUUAGAGAGUGGGUCUGGUGCCGUGUCUGUUUUAUAGAAAUGUCUAGGGGCAAGAAGGGGCGCCCACCUCUGAUUUAUAUCAAUGUUUAAGGAAGGUAGAGGGCUAUCUCUGAUUUAUAGCAAUGUUUAGAGAGUGGGUCUGGUGAUUUAUAGCAAUGUUUAGAGAGAGGGUAGAGCUGGUGAUUUAUAGCAAUGUAUAGAGAGGGGGUGGGGCUGCUGAUUUAUAGCAAUGUUUAGAGAGAGGGUUGGGCUGGUGAUUUAUAGCAAUGUUUAGAGAGGGGGCGGGGCUGGUGAUAGCAAUGUUUAGAGAGGGGGCGGGGCUGCUGAUUUAUAGCAAUGUUUAGAGAGGGGGGCGGGCUGAUUUAUAGCAAUGUUUAGAGAGGGGGGGGCCCUGAUUUAUAGCAAUGUUUAGAGAGGGGGCGGGGCUGGAGAUUUAUAGCAAUGUUUAGAGAGAGGGGGUCCCGGCUCCUGAUUUAUAGCAAUAUUUAGAGAGGGGGGCGGGGCUGCUGAUUUAUAGCAAUGUUUAGAGGGGGAUGAUUUAUAGCAAUGUUUAGAGAGGGGGCCGGGGAUGCUGAUUUAUAGCAAUGUUUAGAGAGGGGGCCGGGGAUGCUGAUUUAUAGCAAUGUUUAGAGGGGGCUGAUUUAUAGCAAUGUUUAGAGAGGGGGAUGAUUUAUAGCAAUGUUUAGAGAGGAUGGCGGGGCUGCUGAUUUAUAGCAAUGUGUAGAGAGGGGACCGGGGCUGCUGAUUUAUAGCAGUGUUAGAGAGGGGGCUGUUCUGGUGAUUUAUAGCAAUGUUUAGAGAGAGGGUGGGGCUGCUGAUCUGCUGAUCUAUAGCAAUGUUUAGAGGGGGGGCUCCAGGCUGCUGAAUUAUAGCAAUGUUUAGACAGGGGACCGAGCCUGCUGAUUUUAUAGCAGUGUUUAUUGAGGGGACGGGGCUGCUGAUUUAUAGCAAUGUUUAGAGAGGGGGGCCGGGCUCCUGAUAUAUAGCAAUGUUUAGAGAGGGUGGCGGGGCUGGUGAUUUAUAGCAAUGUUUAGAGGGGGGUCCAGGCUGCUGAGUUAUAGCAAUGUUUAUAGAAAGGGCAGGGCUGCUAAUUUAUAGCAAUGUUUAUAGAGGGGGCCGGGGAUGCUGAUUUAUAGCAAUGUUUAUAGAGGGGGCCGGGGAUGCUGAUUUAUAGCAAUGUUUAGAGAGAGGGUUGGGCUGGUGAUUUAUAGCAAUGUUUAGAGAGGGGGCGGGGCUGGUGAUUUAUAGCAAUGUUUAGAGAGGGGGCGGGGCUGGUGAUUUAUAGCAAUGUUUAGAGAAGGGGCUGGUGAUUUAUAGCAAUGUUUAGAGAGGGGGGCGGGGCUGCUGAUUUAUAGCAAUGUUUAGAGAGGGGGGCCGGGCUCCUGAUUAUAGCAAUGUUUAGAGAGGGGGCGGGGCUGGUGAUUUAUAGCAAUGUUUAGAGAGAGGGGGCGGGGCUGCUCAUUUAUAGCAAUGUUUAGAGGGGGCUGAUUUAUAGCAAUAUUUAGAGAGGGAUGUAAAUGUUUAGAGAGGGGAUGAAUGGUUUAGAGGCUGAUUUAGAGAGGAUUUAUAGCAAUGUUUAGAGAGGGGGAUGAUUUAUAGCAAUGUUUAGAGAGGAUGGCGGGGCUGCUGAUUUAUAGCAAUGUUUAGAGAGGAUGGCCGGGGAUGCUGAUUUAUAGCAAUGUUUUUAGAGAGGGGGCCGGGGAUGCUGAUUUAUAGCAAUGUUUAGAGAGGGGGCCGGGGAUGCUGAUUUAUAGCAAUGUUUAGAGAGGGGGCCGGGGAUGCUGAUUUAUAGCAAUGUUUAGAGAGGGGGGCUGGGCUCCUGAUUUAUAGCAAUGUGUAGAGAGGGGACCGGGGCUCCUGAUUUAUAGCAAUGUUUAGAGAGGGGGCGGGGCUGCUGAUAUAUAGCAAUGUUUAGAGAGGGUGGCGGGGCUGCUGAUAUAUAGCAAUGUUUAGAGAGGGGGCCGGGGCUGCUGAUUUAUAGCAAUGUUUAGAGAGGGGGGCCGGGCUCCUGAUUUAUAGCAAUGUGUAGAGAGGGGACCGGGGCUGCUGAUUUAUAGCAUGUUUAGAGAGGGGGCGGGGCUGCUGAUAUAUAGCAAUGUUUAGAGAGGGUGGCGGGGCUUGAGAUUUAUAGCAAUGUUUAGAGAGGGGUCCAGGCUGCUGAGUUAUAGCAAUGUUUAUAGAAAGGGCAGAGCUGCUAAUUUAUUGCAAUGUUUAUAGAGGGGGCCGGGGAUGCUGAUUUAUAGCAAUGUUUAGAGAGGGGGAUGGGGCUGCUGACUUAUAGCAGUGUUAGAGAGGGGGCUGUUCUGGUGAUUUAUAGCAAUGUUUAGAGAGAGGGUGGGGCUGCUGAUCUGCUGAUAUAUAGCAAUGUUUAGAGGGGGGGCUCCAGGCUGCUGAUUUAUAGCAAUGUUUAGACAGGAGACCGAGCCUGCUGAUUUUAUAGCAGUGUUUAUAGAGGGGACAGGGCUGCUGAUUUAUAGUAAUGUUUAGAGAGGGUGGCGGGGCUGGUGAUUUAUAGCAAUGUUUAGAGGGGGGUCCAGGCUGCUGAGUUAUAGCAAUGUUUAUAGAAAGGGCAUGGCUGUUAAUUUAUAGCAAUGUUUAGAGAGGGGGCCGGGGAUGCGGAUUGAUAGCAAUGUUUAGAGAGGGAGCCGGGGAUGCUGAUUUAUAGCAAUGUUUAGAGAGGGAGCCGGGGAUGCUGAUUUAUAGCAAUGUUUAGAGUGUGGGCCGGGGCUGCUGAUUUAUAGGAAUGUUUAGAGAUUGGGAGCGGGGCUGCUAAUUUUUAGCAAUGUUUAUGAAUGAUUGAGGGGCAAUAUUUGGAGGGCUUGGCCAUUUUAUUUAAUAGUGACCAAUAUUUUUAGGUUCCCACUUUCCGGUGGGCAUUGUACCUCCACGGACGAAGUCCCCCCCUCUUGAAUCCACAACGAUUGCAUCCUAUGUUACUUUGCGCAAGAACAAGAAGCUGGAGUCCAAACCGGUAUGUGUUUUACUGUUCAUUAUUUUGUAAAGGGAAAUUAAUGUUUACUAAAGUAACAAUGCAGGGCCCAAGCAAGGAUUUUUCUCUUCAUAGGUAAAGAUGCAUUUUGCCGCCUCCCCUGACCCACUCCCCCAACAAGAAGAAGCUGCUUUGUCACCUGUGAUUGUUUUAACACCUCUUGUGUUUCUUAUCCCCCCUUUCUUUCUCCCUUUAUUGUAUCUUAUCCCCCAUUUUCUCUGUGUUCCUUAUAUCCCACCUCCUUUAUGUCUUCUCCCCCCCACCUGCUUUCUCUACCCGCUAUGUAUAUAUCAGGAGUCCUAGUCUGCACACUGUAUGCAUUAUAUCACUGUGUGUGUAUUUGUAGUCAGGGCAUUAAGCAGAGUUAUGGUAGUGGUGUAAGACAGUUGUGGUGUUUGGCAGAACUUAACACCUAUUUGUGUGUUUUCCCCUUUGUUUAAUUUGUUUUACCCUUUUACCAUUCGGUAGCACUUCAUACGAACAAUCCUUUCAUCUUCUGAACAAGGACCACCCCUAUACCCCAUUAGAACGUUCACAUCCGCAAAUUAAGUGCAAAACCACAAGGGAAGUAAUUAAUGAAUGCUUCCCCUUGGUGGCCACCAUUUCGUAGAACUGAACACAUGUGGCAGACAAAAGAAUGGCGACCAUCUUGUCUCCCAAACGUGAGCAGCAGUACUUGGUCAUCGUGUGCCUGGAACUCUUUUCGCCUAAGCACUCACACGAACGCCGGUUAAACUUAUACCGCUGCCCGUUCUAUUUCCCGACCACCUAUAUUAACGACGUUCGGGUUAUAUGAACAGGGGGCAGCAUUCAGAUCCUGAAAUGAAGAGAUUCCCUUGCUUGGUGUUCGCACAGGAACCCCACAAACAGAGACCGUCCAAAGCACCCAUUUUCCUGGCACUAUUUUGGGAUAGCAUCUCGUGUCUGGCAGGUCAAAACUUUGAUGUUAUUCCAGUUUCACCAAACCGGGAAUGGGCUUUCAGGGAAUGUACUUUUUGUGAGGUUCCUGUACGUGGUUAGGGCAUUUUGGGGUACUGUAUAUUUUGUAUGGAUUUUCUGUACCUGAGAGAUAAUUGGAUUAGUGGUUUUUCUCAUGCAAUUAUCUAUCAGGCACAGAGGAUUUUAGGAUUGAAACCCUUGUUUUAUUGUAUUCUAAACCUAAUGUAGGGGUCUAGGCAUAAAAGCCAUAUGUGUUGUGAAUAAACUCAGUUGAUUCCCAGAAUUAUGUUUCAUCUGGAUACUGGGGGAAUGGAUUGUGUGAACUGCUUGUGUGAAUGGUUCCAGAGUAGCUGAAGGAAGGAAUUAGCGGAGGUAACCAGAGGGGGUUACCCGUGGUCCACUACAUGGUGUGCCUGAAUAGACAUUCAGAUAGGCCUGUAAAAAGAGGGCCCACCAAAUGAAUUACUUUAUAAAGGGAGUGGCAGGUGGGCUAAACCAGGCAUUAUCGGCUUAGGAGUGACCUGUCUUUAUAGGCCGCGUAACCCUCCUACAAGUACAGGCUCCGCCUUUUCAUUUAUAAUCUGGGCCAAUAAUCAGUCAUGGUAAAGGAGGUGUAAGUCGGUUGUGGUGUGCCGAAACAGACGUUCUGGUAGGCCUCUAGAAAGAGGGGUACAAAGUUUAACUUUUUGAUAUGUGUUAACAUUACACAACAGAUACUUUAAAUGCCUGCCUCAAUUAUCUUUCUUGUUGAGAGUAAGUGUGUGCAUAUGAUUCCCCCUGUCCAAGCGCUACAAUUUAAGGAAUGAUUACACAAACAAUCCCUGGCAGAGAUUGAAAAUUUUUUGGGGGACAUACAAAUGCCCCAGACAUAACACUAGCCAAAUGCCAGUCCUUAGACGAACGGUUUACGGAAGAAGAGAUUAGGAUAGCUAUCCGAACUAUGCCCAAGCACUAAGCACCCAGACCUGACGGGUUCUCUAUGUACUACUAUAGGUCCUCUUUAACCACAUUGACUCCACAGGCACUACACCACCAGAAAUGUUUGAAGCUCCAUAAACCAGACAAGGCACCAACAGAAUGCAAUAACUGAAGAUCCAUAUCUCUCCUCAAUUAAAUUAUAAAACUAAACUAAAUUAUAUGCUAAGCUGUUGGCCGUGUGCAUUAAACCUCUACUACUAGACCUGGUUCCAGAGGAAAAAGCGGGUUUCGCACCCAGCAGACAAGUAGGCGACCAUACCAGGCAUUUCAUGAACAUGGUUCAGUCCACUCAGCAAAAAGGGGUGCUUCUUGUGUUAAAAAAAGCAUUCGACAGAUUAAAUUGGACAUACCCGAGCAACACUCUACUCAAAUUGGGAUGUUCCCCUACAUUUAUAAACAGCAUUUUGGUUUUACCCUACAAGCCCUCGGCUAAGAUUUUAAAUACAGGUUUCUUAUCAAAAUAUCUUGAAAUUACGAACGGCACACGGCAAGGCUGCCCACUCUCAUCCACUAUUUUCAUUCUUAGUUUGGAACCAUUAUAAAUGCAUAUUAAACAUAACACAGAUAUCCGCUGUCUAAAGGCCCUGUGCAGAGAGCAAAUAAAAGCGCUCUUCGUGGACAGUGUAUUAUUGUUUUUGACUAAUCCUGAAAAAUCAAUCCCAGCACAAACACUCAUAUUAAACAAUUUCAUACUAUAAAUACAAUAUAAAUAAAACGCAAGUGCUUUCCAUAGAAAUUUCUGAUAAGAAUAUACAGAAGACUUGCCUAUCCUUAUGACUUGUGUCCGGUAUCACUUGCCUAUUUGGUCAUAAAUCUAACUAAAUCACACUCCCUCUUGCUUAAGGAAAAUCAUGUAGCUCUUCUGCAUAAACUAGAAGGUCAGAUGAACAAAUGGGGGGGACCUGGGGUUUUCAUGGUUGGGUCGUGUACACUCCAUUAAAAUAUGAUUUUGCCCCAUAUCCAGUAUCUUUUCUGCACUAUACCUAUACAAUGAUAAAACAUUUUCAACACCUUAUAAAUGCUCUUGUCUGGAACAAAAAAGCACCAAGGGUAGCGAACAGUGUCAUGUGGUUCCGGUUCUCUAGAGGCGGUCUGGGGAUUCCUAACCAUGAUGUACUAAACCGACAUGGCCAAAUUGGAGGAAGCAAGCAUACUCUCAGAUUAGUUGGAUAAGUUAUUGUGGACAAGGACAGUGCCUGCACAAACUAAGCACGGCAUGCUCCCUUAUUCCAGAAUUAUGUUCUGAUGUUGGAAACCAUGGGGCCAAAAUUACGUGGGAAAACAAAUAUUCUCUCUAACAGCUUUAACUGCAAUUACACCUGAUGUGGAUCUGCACGAAUGGACUUCUUGUGGAAUCAUUAGAGUUCAUAUGCUCUGCUCCACCUUUGUGCUCCCUGCUAGAGAAUUAUUUACAUAUUUGCGAAUCAAAAAUGUUUUACAAACUCAUUACAUAACUACACCUGUACCAACACAGAUAACUUCUCUCGAUCAAGUCCCUCUCUGUAUGCUAUAAUGCCUUUAAUGAUCUUUCUGCUAAGGAAAAGUUACCCUAUAUGCAACUAUAGGCAAAGGAUUUGGGCAGUUCUUUUUCCUUACCUCUUGGGUUUAAAGCAAUGAAAAGGAUGAAGCGAUCCUCCAGUCGUAUUUACCACUGGGAGGCCUACUGUAAGCUGAUUAUGAGGUCGUACCUAGUACCUACCAAACUAUCGCACAUCUAUGCAAACUCAUCGCCAACUUGCUGGAGGUGUCUCUGGGAAAGGGAUUUCUUGAUGUAUGUGUUCUGGUCUUGCCCAUGCCUAGAAUCAUGCUGAAAGCAAUAAAGAGUUGAUCUCCACAACAUUGGGCACAAUCUAUCUAUUACACAUAUUUCCCUGAUAUGACGGAUUUACCACAUAGUAUAGUAAUAAUCCAUAUUCUUUUAGCAGUAAAAAUAAGCAUAGCAUUUAAUUUGAAGAAGACGUGCCCUCCUAGCGUCUGGGAUGUGUUAGAAAGGGUUGACACGUCUUUUCAAUCUGGAAAAAAUGCCUUAUAGGCUGAUGGGUAGAGACUGGGAUUAUGACUGUGGCGGAGCUCUCUGUAACCCGGCUGGGUACCCUUCGCCAGGGACCGCUUUCUAGCUGGUGAACCGAUGGGGGACAAUAGCUCUAUGCACUCCCAGGGGCACACAGCCCUGGAGCUUCUUAGUCCUUACAAGGACUUACCCCGCUGCAUCCUCCACCAACCUGAACAGUUAUUAACCCUUCCUCUGCCACCCCCCUGUAACUUGAUGAGACACAGCUCUGGGAGUACAACACUGACUGCUUUAUUGGUACAGGCUUAAUUUAUACACAGAUCCCUGCAGGUGGUCUCCAUUCAAUUCAGCACAGGUACCUCAGUCUUGGGCUGGAGGGGGAUGAUGUACAGAUAACAAACUCCCGCUCUGGGAGAUACCAACAGCACAACAUUUACAGACAAUAGGACACAAUACAUACAUGGGGAGAACUUAAAGGGGUACAUAUGUAAAAUAUACAUCCCUGGAUAGCCUUGGGUCCCAACUAGAAUUCCUGCAAAUAGCGGGGCUAUCGGAUAUACAGCGCCCGAGAAAUCAUCGUAUAAAGUCUGGGCUUGAGGCUCUGUACAUCCCCGCAAUUAAUUCCACAGAAUUGCUUGGUUUAGUCUGGUGAAUUCAAACUUUGCGCUUAAACCAAGCAACAGCCAAUCUGGAGACCAGCGCAAAACCAAAUCGCACUCGCACCAAAUCAGCACUCAGGGAGAGGAGGCGUUCCACCAGCCAAUCUGGAAAAGGGCACAAAACCAAAUCGCUCCAAUCAGGGCGCCGGCCAAUCAUGAGAAGGUGCAAAACAAGUUUAAAUGGCUGCCCUUCUCCUAUUGGCUGGCACAGACUUCCAGGCGACCAGUGGGACUCGGCGGCUGUGAAGCAGACUCACAGUUCCAGGGAUUCCCGGCUGGGCUCACGUCUCUCUCUCUGGUGGAUAUCUCCACAUAGGUAGCACCAGAGAGAGCGCUGCUUGAGUAGUCACUAGCUCGGACAGUGAUUAGGCUCUUUUAGGAGUAGAGGGGGCGAACAGAAGAGCCAGUACCCUAAAAGUGUCCCCACCAACCUCAGGGACCCGUUCAUGGAGUUCCGGUGCGAAGACCCCGCAAGGGAAGAGUCUUCUUUUGGGAUACAAAUGCUCCCUUUGGUUGGCGUUAGUCUAUAUUAAAUGCCACCCAGGGGAGCACUCGUUAAUUACUUCUCUUGCUGUUUCACAUGUAUGUUAUAGGUGCGAACAAUUGAUUGGUGUGAACACUCCUGAAUGGGAAACAAAGCAUAAUACACAAAAAACAAGGAGAAACACAUGAAUAAGCAGUGGGCACAUGUGGAUAUGGCGUUCCGUCACAAAUCUCCCCUUUGCUAACCUCCAACAGCCACAGCCUGACCUACACGGGUCAGCUCGCUGCUGUCUGGAGUGGACACAUAGUGAGUGCCAUGCCCGCAACAGUACUUGUUCUCGGCCAGCCCCUACAGUCUUGCCGGCUUUGCACCCUCCUAGUUACAUGAUGUCUUAGACAUAAACCGCCAUUAGCCAGGUAGGCCGCCCAGUCCAGGCCCUGGUACACAGGGUCUCUAAGCCCUUAGAACCCCCCACCCAAACAAGCGUGCCCUCCCGCCCAUUCCAUCAUCUGUGUCUCUGCAGUUUUCCCGGCUGUCUGAGGAUGAUGGCAGUUGUCGACUGAGCCCGUCGUGGCUCUGCUUCCCAGGAAUCGCUGGGGUCGUGGCUGGCCCCUGAGAAGGAGAGGCAGAUGCGUUCUCCUCCUGGAUCUCACCCAGCUGAUGGGGGUCGAAACCGGUUGUCUCUGUACCCUGGCCCUCAUACUGCCGUUGGGGAACGAGACGGGUUGUCUCCGUUUCCUGGACUUCACACUGUUGCUGGGGAGGAAUGACUGAAAUCUUCUCCUCCUGAACUGCACUUAACUUCUGGGGAGUGAGACCAGUUGUCUCCAUUCCCAAUAACUCACACACUGCAGCUGGGGAACGAGACCGGUUGUCUCCGUUCCCUGGACCUCACACUGCCACUGGGGAGGAGUGACGGUACUCAACUCUACCGAGGUUGUAAGGUCCAUAAGCUCCGUCCUUUUUUGAGACAGGCUGCAAUGUAAGGGCCGUUCUCCUAGAAACGGCAUUCGCAGCUCUAGUUGUUCCUGUUGUCGGUGGACGGGAGUUCCUUGCUCCUGAAGUGUUGCGCUAUGUCAAUGUCUUCCUUCCAGAGUUUGUUUCCAUUCCAGGUCACGCUCCUCUAAGCAUUUAAGGCAGGACCAUAAUUCUGGGACAGAGCUUCUCACAGCCUCUGCUGGAACUCCUCCUCACAUGGGGACGCUGCACGUGUGCAAGCUCGCUCCAGCUCCACAAAUUCCAGGAGGCAUGCAGGCAUCCAGUCGCUAGGUAGCCAUCCCACUUCUACCACCAGUUGUGGCAGAGCUCCUUGUACCCAUGCUGGGUACCUCCGCCAGGGACCGCUUCCUAGCUGGGGGAACUGAUAGGGGACUAGCUCUAUGCACUUCCAGGGGCUGGGCGACACACAGGACUUACCUUGCUGCAUCCUCCACGAGCUGGAACAGUAAUUAACCCUCCUUUCCUCCCUCUCCCCCCCAGUAACUGGACGAAACACCGCUCUGGGAGUACAACACUGACUGUUUUAUUGUUACAUGCUUAAUUUAUACACAGACCCCUGCAGGGGGUCUCCAUUCAAUUCAGCACAAGUCCCUCAGUCUUGGGCUGGAGGGAGAUGGUUUACAGAUAACCAUCUCCCACUCUGGGAGAUACCAACAGUACAACAUCCCUGGAUAGCCCCGGCUCCCAACUAGGAUUCCCGCAAAUAGCAGGGCUAUCGGAUGUACAAAGCCUGAGAAAUCAUUGUAUAAAGUCUGGGCUCGAGGCUCUAUGCAUCCCCCGUAAUUCGUUCCAGUUUAGUCUGGUGAAUUCAAGCUUCAAGCAAGAAGCAGCCAGUCCGGAGACAGAUGCAAAACCAAAUCGCAUCCUCCUGGGCAGGGAUGUGUUUCGCCGGCCAAUCCGGAGAAAGUGUGCAAACCCAGUUUAAAUGGCGGCACAGAAUUCCAGGCGGCUGUGAAGCAAGCUCACAGUUCCAGGGGUUCUCUGCUGGGCUUGCAUUUCUCUCUCUCCGGUGGAUAUCUCCACCUAGGUAGCACUGGAGAGAGAGCUCCUUGGGCAGUCACUAGCCCGGACAGUGAUUUAGGCUCUUUUAGAUGGGGCGAACAGAACAGCCAGUACCCCAAAAGUUCCUUUCAGUUUUUCAAUUAAUGGAUCAUUGAGAUCCUCUGCCAUGUACUGAAUUCUACAACUGAAGUGUUGUUAGAUAAAGGCACAUUUGAAAGCAGUUUCCCUGCAGAUUCUCCGAUCAUAAUGCUCACCAAAUCUUAAGCAGCCGGUAGAAUCAGUUGUUCUGUAAUGGUAUGGGGCUUUUUACAUUUCACAAAUCUAUAUGCACUUGACAACUGCCGGUAAUAUGUGCCCUGUUGUCCUUUUAAUUCUUUUAAUUUUCUGGUAAAGAAGUCACGAGAUUUACCAACCAAGUUUGAAUGCUUGGUUUCUAGAUGGCAUUUUAGCUUACUUGGAAUCAUGCACUCUGGAGCCAGAAUCUUCAAGCGCACUACACACUGGUGUUUCUCUUCACCAUUGACAUUUGUCGAUGUAAAGCCAAAAUCUACUAGUUUGUGGUGCAUCCUCUUCAUUUUCAGUUCCAGAGCGCUAGUUAUAAUAAAAAAUGUGUCAAUUUUUAAGAGUAUAAGAUAAGAAUACUUACUCAGUAUUCAGAUUCACUAUCCUGCUUAAUGCGGCUGUUAUAGGUGCCUCAGGACAUCAACAGCUAAAUCAGUGGUUCUAAUAUCACCCUGAUAGAACCCUGCCCUACUUCUAUUAUCCUAUUUGUCCUAAAUGUAAAAAGAAAAAAUAUCUUUUUUUUUUUGUUUUUGUUUAUUUUUUUUAAUAUAAGUCUUUCCCACACAAUAUAUUGUGGAUAGACGUCAUGUCGCCCGGCUCUGACCUCUGUAUGAGUUUUUAUGGAUUUGCAGUUUUUUAUGAAUUGACAAGAAUGAAUCCACAGUGUGGAUUAAUUCACAAAGUAUUGCAGUAUUCAUUCGCACAGUUUUUCAUGAAUUAACCCAACUGAAUCCAUUGUGUGGAUACAUAGCACAGUACUGCAAUAUUAAUUCGCACAGUUUUUCGCAAAUAGAGCCAACUAAAUCCACAGUGUGGAUUCAUAGCACAGUAUUGCACUAUUCAUUCGCACCAUUUGUCUCAAAUUGACCAAUUUGGGAAAAACUGCAAUUAAAUAGAGGUAUAAAUAUACCGUGCUAAAAAUUUAUCCACACUGGGGAUUCAUUCGGGUCAAUGCGUUCGUGCCAUUCAGUCAAUCAGGUUUAGAUCACUAUGUUCUUUCCCUGUGCUAUGGAGUCGCAGCAAUCCAUAACACAUAGGAAAAAACUCUGGGGGUAUAGUGUCCAUGCUGUACAUGAUAUAUCGGGGAUACAGUGUGUAAGUUGUAUACAUGUUCUAUCAGGGUUAUAGUGUGUAUGCUGUAUAUAUUGGAGGGUUAUAGUGUGUGCAGUGUACAAUAUAUUGGAUAGGGGGAUGUACUGUGGGAUAAUGUGACUUUUUGUAAAGUUGCUUUUUUUUCUGUAUUUUAUUUACUGGUAAGGAUCGACCACGGAGUGCGGUGGAACACCUUUGUAUUACGGAUAGCAGCAGACCCAGAAUGACUCUGGAGGAACAGCUAGAGCGAAUGAAACGGCACCAACAGGCGUGCCUCAAAGAGAAGAAAAAGGGAUUAAACUUCUUGGGAAGCUCAGAACAGUCCCCGUCGCCAAGCCCUGCCUUCUCCAGGGAGAACUCGUUAAGGCUGCUACAAGUAAAUUAUAGCUAUCAAUCAUUUUCUGUUGCAUUAAAAAUGGAUUUUGCAUCCUCAUAUGCACAUUCCAGGCUAGAAGUGAUAACAGGGGACCUCCUUACACCAUAACCUUAUAGCUGCAGUUAUAAUACACUGUGUGCGGGGAGACAGAGGACCUCCUUACACCAUAACCUUACAGCUGCAGUUAUAAUACACUGUGUGCGGGGAGACAGGGGACCUCCUUACACCAUAACCUUAUAGCUGCAGUUAUAAUACACUGUGUGCGGGGAGACAGAGGACCUCCUUACACCAUAACCUUAUAGCUGCAGUUAUAAUACACUGUGUGCGGGGAGACAGAGGACCUCCUUACACCAUAACCUUAUAGCUGCAGUUAUAAUACACUGUGCGGGGAGACAGGGGACCUCCUUACACCAUAACCUUAUAGCUGCAGUUAUAAUACACUGUGUGCGAGGAGACAGGGGACCUCCUUACACCAUAACCUUAUAGCUGCAGUUAUAAUACACUGUGUGCCGUGGAUACUGAGCAAGGGACCUGCUUACACCGUAACCUAGGACCUGAUCAUAGGGAUCUGACAGGUUAGUUUGUCAGAGUUCCAGUAUCCGCAGCUUUCUGAGCCAUGUAGGGUAUAGGGGAUGUAACAGACUCCCUGGCACGCCGUCCGGGUGCCUCCGCCAAUUGCUGCUUCCUAGUAGCCUGGAGUACUAUAAGCACAGCACCGGAUACCAUAAGCACCGUAGCCCCCUUGCCGCCGCAGCUUUGACCGACCGCACGCAUGGUCCCAUGCCUAAUUCAUUCCAUAGAAUCGUGGCUAAGUGCUGCUGGGGGACCGACCGAAGUCUUGAUGCUAAAAAUAGUUCCAGGGCAUUUGUGGCGAAGUCCCCCUGAAGUCUAUUCGUGGUUUUAGUCCAUGCGAACGGCCGCCUGGGAGUUGGCUUUCGGUUCUAUGCGCACGAAUGGAAAGUGCCAAACCAGGGGGAAUAAAAUAUGGGUUACAGUCCCUGACCUGGCCCAUAGUCUUUUGGCAGGUGGUUGGCAAGCAGGCUCCUCCAAAAGCUUGUGGCGAGGUUCCGUUCGCCACAGGGGAAUAGUGUUGUGUGCAUACACUGACGUAGAAAUAAUAUAUCUAAAGCAAAUCGUGCAGAGACAGGGUCCUUGUAUCAUACCCACUGCAGAACUAUAUGCUGUGGUAUCCCGGUAUGAAAAGUACUUUGCAGUAAUGUGUCUUUGCAGACUCGCAAGAGAGAAGAAACUGUAUUUAGUAAUAUUCAAGAUAUCGAGAAUGCUGUGCGAGAGGAGAAUCUGCAAAUGCGGGAAUCUCCUGCGCAGGAAAUAAUCAGACUAAAGGAAGCUGCAAGCAUUGGCGAACCAAACACUGCGUGCAGUAAAGAGGUAGGGGGAUACACCUUUCUACUUUCAUGAUGUAUUCUAUCUGGCUAAUGUCUGAUAUAUCACAUACAUUUUUAUAGAUUCCAAUUGGUAUGAAUGUUUUCUUAGUUUUUUUUUCCAUUUGUGUAUGUUAUGAGCUGUUUAGACAGAAAACCUUAACGCUUCGCAGUUCCAUUGUCCACAUAGUGAUUAAAUCUAGUUUUUACUACAGACGUUAAUGGUGCAGAAAGAAGACUCUGUGGGUCUAGAGACGUGUCCUGAACCUAAAGCCAAAGAGGAGAGAACAGAGGACUCACUUGGACAGACAGAUUCUGAAGAUGCUGUGCAGGUUUUUGGAGGGAACAGGUACCCCAGAAGCGACUUGCAUUUGCAUGCUAAAAUUCAGUUUCUAACCUUUUAAAAAAAAAAAAAAAAUAUGAGAGAGUAUGACAUCAUUUCUUUUCCUGCUAAUUAAAGAUAAAAUAUAUCAUUCACUUGAAUGGAAGUUGUUCUGAAUUUAGUCUUUUGUACUUUCACAAAAUAACCGAAUAGAGCGCUUCCUGUUCUGUCACAGCCAUGAGUGCUAUUGCCAGUUAAAGGGACACUACAAACCACAAAAGCGCUUUAGCUUAUUUAAGUGCUUUGUGUGAAGAGUAUGUAGUUUGUUUGGUGGUGGUUUUUUUUUUUUCUGUUUUAAAUAUAAAUUGUCACUCUUAUAAAUUAACUUUGUUACACCCCCUGGCUGUCAAUCAGACACCCAGUCCUGUUACUUCCUGGUUUGGCUAGCUCAGUGGACCUACCUCAAGAGGCAGCCCUUCACCUGCUUUGCAAAGACUUCGCAUUGAGCUGCAUUGGGAAGGCUGUGAUUGGACAGACACAAAGUCUUGACAGGGUUAGAAGGGGAGGGAUUGUAAAUCCACUUUCGGUAUAUUAUGUGUUUUGUUAGAACAAAAUGUUUCUCUUGUUUACCUGCGCAAUAUGUUGGUAUUAUGUAAAUAAUUUGAAUUGUUCUUGGCCUGAAACCCCAUUAUUCUAAUUUGCAUGCAAGACAGGAUAGUUUUUGGUGUAAUAGAAGUGAGACUGAUACCCUCUAGCUACCAUUUGAAAACUUUUAUUUUUUUCCUUUUAAGUAUCGAAGUUACAAACCACAAACCUGAUAACAGCCAAAGCAAGAUGGCCGCUGCCAACGGGGAGCAGGAGCGCACCGGCAUCCUAUUUUCAUAUGAGUUCUCUACGGACACUUUACGAAGACAUGUGUCUCUAGAUGGUAUGCCUGUGUGGGUGAAUUAAGAUUCCCAUUCAUUUGUGGUGUUUUUGGGUAAUCUAUUUGUUUAGAUACAGACGAUGUUAUAUUAUGUUCUACUACCAACCGAAACUUGCACGUUAUCUUAAUGAUAAAAAAGCCCAGUCACUGCAUUGCACAUGUCAUUCUGAACACAAUUUGCACAGCUUGUUGUAGCUGAGCGGAGUAGUUUUACGGCAUGUCUUACAAUCCAAGGUAAAACUACUCUGCUCGGCUACUUUGGCCUUAAAUUCGAAACUCACUUUGAAUUCUCACUUUAGUGGGUAGCACUAAAUGAGUAAAUAUUUCCUAAUUAAGCCUUCAGUAAAAGGAACCUAUAGUCCUAAAAAAAGUUUCGCUUUGUGUUAAAGAAUCUUUGCCAACCUUGUUACCAAUGCCAAGACUCCAGCCUGUAUCCAAACUGCCAUCGCCCACAAUCUCCUCCAAUCCACUGCUCGAACUAGCCAUGCGCGGCCAAACGCUGCGCUCCCCCUGCUGUCGGCAGCAUUUCAUUUCAGGAGCGAGUUUUAUUUGGUCUAGUGGAGGAAGCUCACUUAGUGGCUGUCUUCCUGAUUUAAACUUGCAGUUUUCACACUAUACCAUUGUAUAAUGUUGCAGGACGGUCCUGGUGCCUUUAGUGAUCCUUUAAGAUCGUAAUGUGGCUUCCAGUUUAGCCCUAGUCCCAGUGUGCAUUAUCCUUAACCCUUGGUUUAUAUUGAUUAGUACAAAAAGCAAUGGCUGAAAGCUCGCCAACUCCAGAGUACAUUAAAUGAAUCUUGAAUUAAAAACCACCCCUUCCACCAUCCCAAAUACAGGGUUUCAGAAGGUGGUUUGGGGUGUAUUCAUUCAAGAUGCUGCAUGAUAGAAAUCUGUAUCAUUGUGACAAGAAGUUUUUUGUUUGCAGCUAGGAACCUGACGUCUCUCCCGGAACCUCCCACGUUAGCAGCUCCUCCGGCACAGCCACAGCUCACAGAGGGCUCCCAUUUCAUGUGUGUAUAAGGCACCUCCCAUUUUUAGCAAGUGAGUAUCUUCCAGUGUCCGGCAUGCGAUCAGAUACGGCUUGAAUGGCCACUAACGGAGUAAUUGGUGACCACAUUGAAUGUUCAGUAUUCUUUGCUUUGUUCUUACCUUCCAAACUACACUGAAUGUAAAUAUUCCCAACAGUAAUGAACCAAACCCUAAAAGUGCUGAUAUCAGGAGAAUUCUGCAUGGUUAUAAAGACUUUGGGUUGCACUCUCAUGGCUAAGUGAGCGCUUUUCAUCUCGCUAGGACCCUCUCGUAUCUCAAUUAGUGAUAAGUUAACUUAUAGGGGGAGCCAGCAGGGAGGUUUACAUUGUGCUUUAGACACCCCAGCAUUACAAACAGGGCUGAUGGAGCUGCAGCUCCAGACCCAUGCCUAGAGAAUAGGCGGAUUGAUUUUUUUAUUUUAUUUUUUACUACUCUUCACAUGCUCCUGCUUGAGUAUUUUAACUUAAGCGUGAUGUAGGGGAACAAAACGUGUGCGGACUGGAUGACAAUGAAAUUAGUUAAGGUAAAGUUGACUUUGUGCUCUAUGCGAAUGCUCUUGCUGCUUCACUCUCUGACACAGUGACAUGUUCCCUUUAUUCUACAGUCACUACAUACACCUUUUCUCUGUACCAGACUGUAUAACAGGAGCCUCUGUCUGCUGGUAAGAUUAGGAGAGGAGUGGACCAGCGAGUGCUAGGGGACAGUCCUUAGAAAUCAUAGAGCUAGUGCAUUAUUAGACUCGUUAAUGCCAAGCUCAGGGUGCUGCCAAUCUUGCAUAAUUGGCAUGCAGCCUGACCUGCAUUCACGCCAGGCUGACUAUCUAAUUCUUCAUGCAGACAUGCCCCCUUUUUGGACAUGUUUGAUCCUGGCGGUUCUGGUAUUAUAUUAUUCACAUCCAUGUCCCACUUUUUUACCCUGCCCACCGAAAUCUUGCUUCACUGGAUGGACACUGCUUUUAGGGGGUAUGGAUUUACAUGAAAGAUGAAAGUGAGAGAUUAGCAUAGAGUAUGUGUUUUCUGUGAGUUUGCAUCCAGCACCACCUCCACCAGAUACAUGAUGAUUGGGAGGUAUAACUGUUUUAGUGUUUUCUUUCAAUAAGAGUCUCUAAUUAGGCCCAUCAUAAUUGUCUGCACAAGGCCCAAUGGUCUCUUAAUCUGGCCCUAAUUAUGAAUAAAGGUGGUUUGCUGCUGGGAUCUGUCUGUACAGCUCUGUGAUGUUACAUCCUGACUUCAGCAUUGGUACACAAUGCAAUUCAUGUACAGAAUGAUUCUUACAGCCCCAUCACUGCCCGCUGCACAAUCUGCUCUACUAAACCAUCAGUGCACCACCACCACUAGGUAGGUUCCCACUAUGGCGAGGAGGAGGGCUCUGUGCACUCCAUGCCAUUUGUCACCUGGGGCUGACCGGCCCUGAUUAGCACCAUUGUACAUUGUUGUCUCUUGCAGUUAUCUCUCAUAUCUCUCACUGAUAGCACAAUCAUUAUUUGUGUCUUGCCAUCAUGUUAUAAUUAUCUCUGUCUGUUCUACACAAUAAAAAAAAAACUGUGAAAAUCACCUGUAACAUGUGUUAAACGGCACUCUAAGCACCAAAACCACUUCAUCUUAAUAAAGUGAUUGUAUUCUCUAUGCACUGUCCAUAUUAUUGUGACAAUCAAAAAGAAAGGAUUGUGUUUACAUUUAACCUUGGUUCUAGUCACACUAAAAGCCACUCCAGGCAUAAUCUCAUUGGAGUUUUUCGAUUAUUAACUCUUCACUUUUAGCAUUGCUGAGUGAAUGGUCAUACUCUAACAGAAAAUAUAUAUAUGCAUUUAUUUUUAAUUUUAGAAUAUUCCUUUAACCUUUUAUCAUGUGAUACUUGCGUUAAAUGUACAUUGAAGGUGUAGUGUCAUAAUCCACUUCAGACAAGGCGCAGCCAGGACACACAAUGCAAAUGAAGAGAGACUGUAAGUUAUUCUUCAACCCAUCGUUUCUGUAAUUUUUCUUGUAAUUGUCCUAUUUAUAGUUAAAUCCCCCCUCUAAUAAUAUUGUAAAGCGCUACAGAAUCCGUUGGUGCUAUAUAAAUGGCGGUAAUAAAGAAACAUUGUUUAGUUUCUCCUGUUGUCUGCUCUCUCUGCGCGGUUAGUAAAUGUUUCUAUAACAUCUUAGGAAUUCCUUGCUGAAUGUUAUUCUUUCUGUAUGGUUGAUCGUUUUUAUGCUUUCUUUUCUUCCAGUAUUUGAGGAUGUGGUCACAUCAGAGAAGAUUCUGUACAGUUUUUUAACGCAAUCUGUAAUCACAAACCACAGAGAACGCUGUGUCUUUUGACUGCUUGCUGCUACUGUUUUCUUGCACAUGAAGAUAUUUUUAGAGCCAAAAUCUGAAUUUAUUUGCAGAGAGGUUUUUCCCUUGAUCACGAACGUUGUCUGCUUUCAUUUAUCAUCACGGGUUGCCCUGAACUAUUUUACAUUAUCCAUGUUUAACACUUUCAGAACACUACGGUACUUUAUUUUCCACUUGAUAUGUAAAAUAUAUAAAUAUAUAUUUAUAUUUAAUAUGUGCCAUUUUAUCAUAGGAUAUUCUAAAUUUUUGCUGUUAUUUUUAUGGUCAUUUUGCAGUGUAAACUGUUACUGCCACAGCAUUCAGAAACAAAAAAAUAUAUAUAUAUGUUAAUUUUCUUUAAUGCAAAGAAAUGUAAAAUAAAAAGUCUAUACGAUUCUUCCAGGGCAGGUUUGUACAGCAAUAAGCAGGCUCUUAACGAUGGUACGUUAAUGUACAGCUGUAAGCUAGAUUUAUUGUAAAUGUGCGCCAUCAGAUCUCAUUCCUUUUAUAACAAGCCAAAUAAAUGUGAUGUUGUUUAAGCA